AUGGCUCUUCUUAGCGUCAACCUUCGAGAUGGACUCAUCUUGACAGCAGUGAUAACCAUUCUGCUGUAUAUUUGGGAAAAGAAAACUGCAAAAAUCACUCGCAAUGGCGAGCCUCUCAGAAAACCACCAAACACACUCCCCCUCGUAGGAAACGGAAUCAUAUUCCUACAACCUCGUCAAAAGCUCUUUUCCUGGUUCCACCGCUGUGAGCGCCUCUACGGCUAUGAAACCCUCCACAUCACCGUCCCCUCCCUCCCACCAGGUGUAAUCGUCAACGAUCCUCAAAACCUGGACUUUAUCUUCCGCAACGAAGGCGUCUUUGAAAAAGGCGAAUUCUUCAAGCAGCGCUCCUGGGAUCUUUUCGGCCAUGGCAUCAUCAACGUUGACGGCGAAUUCUGGCGGCUGCAACGCAAGGCGGGACUGCGGUUCCUUUCUGCAGCGGCCCUGAAGACGUUGACGAAUGAGAAGUUGCCAAAGUACCUUGAUCAAGCUAUUGGUGUUUUGGAAGCAAAGACAAAUACUAAAGAAGUGGUGGAUUUGCAGGCUGUGGUCCAUGAGGUUACGACGCAGUUGAUGGGACGUAUGGCGUAUAACAUGGAAAUGCACGCUGACGAUGACUUUACCGUUGCCUUUGAGCACGCUUCUGGAGGCACUGCCGAGAGGUUUCAGAAUCCGCUUUGGUUCGUUACUGAGAUGUUUACGGGAGCUCGAAUGCGACGCUCAAUUACAACUGUUAAAGCAUACGGGAAGCGUAUCGUCACAAGUGCUGUGGCUGAUCGAAAGGAAGCAGAGGGAAAGACACAGUCUGACGCACCGGGGAGUCUUAUACAAUCAUUGCUUGAUUCAAUCGGUGACGAGACUCUUGUUGCAGAUGCUGCGCUCAAUUAUCUCUCAGCCGGAAGAGACACUGUCGCGCAGGCUUUGACGUGGACGUUGUAUCUUCUCAUGAAGAAUCCGCAUGUAGCGACCAAGCUGCGUCAAUCCGUUGAAAGUCUACGAGAUGAAGACACCAGCACUGGAGACGACCCCGAGCUUCUUACACCAGUACGACUGCCAUAUGUUCUAGCCGUCUUUUACGAAUCACUUCGUCUUCGACCUCCCAUACCAUUCGAAAUCAAGCAAGCUCAACAAGCAACUACUCUCCCAGACGGAACAUUUCUUCCCGCCGGCGCUAUCGUGGUGUGGUGUGCUUGGGCGAUGGGACGUUCACACACAACAUGGGGUCCUAACGCAGAUGAUUUCCGUCCUGAGCGCUGGCUUACUACAUCACUAGCUGGAGAUGUGACCGUUGCUCAGCGUCCAGCGGCUGAGUUUCCCGUGUUCAAUGGUGGACCACGGGUAUGUUUGGGGAAGAAGAUGGCAGAGUUAGUCGCGGUACAGACAUUGGCGAGAUUAGUUCCCCUGUUUAAGUUUGAGCCUGCGUUUGAGGGCGAGAGAGUGAGCAAAAGUAGCUUAACUUUGCCUAUGGAGGGAGGUUUGCCUGUGUAUGUGCAGCAUCAAACACCUUCGUAG
Messenger RNA from Fusarium graminearum PH-1, 1512 nucleotides. RefSeq lists its product as uncharacterized. The record is from RefSeq and is a predicted model, not a curated record. Gene Ontology annotation, molecular function: monooxygenase activity; heme binding; iron ion binding. The transcript has 2 exons. NCBI's taxonomy places the organism in Eukaryota, Fungi, Ascomycota, Sordariomycetes, Hypocreales, Nectriaceae. The coding region runs from base 1 to 1512 and encodes 503 amino acids.